Molecule: messenger RNA, 519 nt
Organism: Vicia faba (fava bean)
Lineage: Eukaryota; Viridiplantae; Streptophyta; Magnoliopsida; Fabales; Fabaceae
Source: the annotation of a GenBank genome assembly
AUGGAGGAAUGUUGCUGUAGGGAAAAUGGUUCAUUUUCUUUAUGGUGUAUCUUAGGCUUAAUACUCAUUGUGGGAAGUAGUCAUAUUGCACAUGCUCAAGACUCGCCGACAGAUUUCGUGAACACGCACAACUUAGCAAGAGAAGCAAUAGUUUGGAAUAUUACAGAUCUUGUUUGGGAUAACAAAAUUGCCGCUUUUGCUCAAAAUUAUGCUAAUCAACGCAAGGAUUGUAAAGUGACCCCUUCCGACAGUGGUGGCCGUUACGGCGAGAAUAUUGCAGUAAGCCCUGGUAAUAUGAGUGGCGUGGAAGCAGUGAACUUGUGGGUGGCUGAAAAUCCCCACUAUAACUCCUAUGAGAACAAGUGUGAAGGUGGUGAAUGUAGUCAUUAUACCCAAGUGGUUUGGUCAAGAUCACUACGUGUUGGAUGUGCUAAAGUGAAGUGUGAUAAUAGAGGGACAUUCAUUAGUUGCAAUUAUUAUCCUGCUGGAAACAUUCCAGGAGAAACUCCAUUUCCAUGA